AUGGGCUCCGACAAGUCGUACCUCAUCGUCGGUGCCGGCGUCUUCGGCGUGUCGACUGCCUAUCACCUGAUCAAGAAAUAUCCCCAGGCCUCUGUGACGAUCGUCGACCGAGACGCGUACGACGCCGACAGCCGAGUCGCUGCGUCAUGGGACUGGAACAAGGUCGUGCGCGCCGACUACGACGACAUCAUCUACUGCCAACUGGGGCUCGAGGCGCAAGACGUCUUCGAGUCCGACCCGCUCUGGAAGCCGUACUUCCACAAGACGGGCAUCUUCUGGAUCUGUCGCAGCGACUACGCCCAGGAAGUCAUCGACAACUACAGGAAGCUGGGGCGGAAAGCCGAUCUCCAGGCGCUGCCCAUUGAGGAAGCCCGGAAACUGUACGGCGGCCUGUUCGAGGACGCCGACUACACGGACGUCAAGGAGGUGCUGGUCAACAAGACCAGCGGCUGGGGGGCCGCCGGCGACUGCUUACGCGCCGUGACGAAGAAGUGCAUCGAGUUGGGCGUCAAGUACGUGACCGCCGAGGUUACAAGCUUACUGUUGGACGGUGGUCGCGGUCGCGGUCGCUGCGUCGGGGUCAAGACCUCGACGGGACAGAGCCUGAGAGCUUCCCACGUCAUCCUCAGCACCGGGGCAUACACGCCGAAGUUGCUGGAGUUGAGCGCCAAGAGCACUGGGAAAUCCGAUCUUCGCGCCGAGGACAGGAUCGUGGCCGGAGGCAUCACCACGGGCAUGACGAAGCUGGAUGAUGCAAGUUACGGCCGGUUCGCCGCCAUGCCCGUCGGCGUCCAGGGAUAUACUCCUACGGCAGGUCCCUUCAUCGGCAGUCUCCCGCCCACCAAGGACAGAGAGCUCAAAUGGUGGGGCCAGACGAUCUUCAAGAACACCCACGAAGUCGUGCCCGGUCGGUUCAUCUCCGCGCCACCCGCCCAGCCAGACUACGCGCAGUGGGACGUCUCGGGCCGGCUGAAGGAGGACAUCAACCACGCGAACAACGUCUUCUACGGUAGAAAGGGCGCGACGUGGAAGAUGGAAAAGCAUCGCAUCUGCUGGGACGCAUUUACUUCGUCGGGCGACUUUAUCAUCUCCCCCCACGCCGCGGCCCAGGGCCUCUACGUGGCCGCGUGCGGGUCCUUCCACGGCUUCAAGUUCUUCCCCGUGCUGGGCAAGUACGUGGUCCAGAUGCUCGAGGGCGAGCUGUCGCCCGAGCUGAGGGAGAAAUGGGCCUGGGAUCGCGAACGGCCGGAUCCGGCCCUCUUUGCGGAUUUCCCGAGAUUCGAGAUGAAGGACUUGAUAGAUGGCAAGGAGACGUCGCGAGGCAAGGGGCAGGGGCAGUUGAGGGCGAAGCUGUAA
Molecule: messenger RNA, 1356 nt
Organism: Cladophialophora carrionii CBS 160.54
Lineage: Eukaryota; Fungi; Ascomycota; Eurotiomycetes; Chaetothyriales; Herpotrichiellaceae
Exons: 3
Coding region: 1-1356 (451 amino acids)
Molecular function (GO): flavin adenine dinucleotide binding; sarcosine oxidase activity; saccharopine oxidase activity
Source: RefSeq, a predicted model, not a curated record